Drosophila yakuba is the source of this 2816-nucleotide messenger RNA. It is a transcript of the gene Cka, whose product is annotated as striatin-3. Gene Ontology annotation, molecular function: protein binding. The record is from RefSeq and is a predicted model, not a curated record. NCBI's taxonomy places the organism in Eukaryota, Metazoa, Arthropoda, Insecta, Diptera, Drosophilidae. The transcript has 6 exons. The coding region runs from base 399 to 2645 and encodes 748 amino acids.
AAACAUUCUGAUGUGCGGCCGAAUCAAAUCGACUUUUUGUGUGCAUCGCCCAGCGUUCGCCUUAAUUAAUUAGUGAUUGCAAAUGGGUGCAAUUAUGCACAAAAUUACGGACUAAUACCACUGCCCGCGUCUCGCUCUCUCCUUCUCCCUUCCAAAUAGUCGUUUGCUCUUCGCACACAAUACGGUGAACCCUGCGAAAGGAUAUAUCGUUGGACCAGCGAGCAAUCAAGUUCGAGAGAGCGACAAACAAAGGACCGUGCACUGGGCACCCGAAGGCAGACAGCUGGCAACGAAUCAGGAGUGGAUCAGGAGAGCAGGAUCAGCGGGCACAGGAUCAGGAGCAGGCAAAGAAUAACACCCGGCACACCCAGCACAGCCACUGAGAGCGACGUGAACCAAUGGGCACCAAUUCGGGAGCCACCGCUGGCAUUAACAACAAGCCGGUUGGCGGUGCAACAGGAGCCGGCGUCCUAGUUGGCGGCGGUGUGGGCGGUGCCAACUCCUCGAUCGGCGGUGUCCUGUCCAACAGCUUGGGCGGCGGCGGCGGCGGUCUGAGCAUCAGCGGCCUCAACGCUGGUGGACAGAACGCCAAUGUGGGCGGAAUGGGCAACGUUGGCGGCGACGACGGCGGCAACGGGAUGGUGGGCGGCGGUGUAAAUAACCAGCAGGCCACCACGCCCCAGUACACAAUACCGGGCAUCUUGCACUUCAUCCAGCACGAGUGGUCGCGCUUCGAGCUGGAGCGAUCACAGUGGGACGUGGACAGGGCCGAAUUGCAGGCUCGCAUCGCAAUGCUGCUUGGAGAGCGCAAGUGCUUGGAAAGCCUCAAAUCUGAUCUGACGCGCCGCAUCAAGAUGCUGGAGUACGCCCUGCGCCAGGAGCGGGCGAAGUUCUAUCGACUAAAGUACGGCACCGAUCCGCCGCAGCUGAACGAGUUCAAGCCGUCGAACGAGGACGCCGGACUGGCCGGUGAGGUGGCCACCGAUUCGGAGGUGCCCUACAGCAGUGUCUCCAACACCACGUGGCGGCAGGGACGUCAGAUGCUGCGACAGUAUCUGGCCGAGAUCGGCUACACAGACAACAUCAUCGAUGUGCGCUCAAAUCGGGUGCGUUCGAUCCUUGGCCUGAACAACAAUGCAGAGCACGACGGCAGCGGCGGAGGUCUGGGUGGCGGACUUGGUGGCGGCACCGGCGGCGAGAACCUUAGCCCAAACAUCAAUGGAAACGAGAGCAACAAGCGCGCAUCGGAGACGGAAGGCCGUCAUACUCCCGCUAAAAAAGUGCAACAAUCGAUCGAUGAAAUAAUCGUGGACACCGAGGCAGCUGUGAUGGCGAACUUUGAGUUCCUGGGCGCCACCGAGAUGUCCGACGACGACGAGAUAUCCGACGACCUAGAGAUGGUGGCCACCGACAAUGACGACACGGACGUGAAGAUGGCCAAACGCGCCAAAUCUGGCAAGGAUAUGCUUACCGAGGAUCUUGAGGCCGAUGUGGGAGAGCAGCUAUUGAACGAUAUGAAUCUCAUGACUGAAGAGGUGGACGGCUCGUUGGGACUGGGUGAGCUUGCCCAGCUGACGGUGAAUAACGAAUCUGAUGGCGCCUACGAUGCGAACUCCAAGGAUGGAACUGGCGGCAGUGCCGGCGGUGCUGGUUACCGCAAAACCUGGAACGCCAAGUAUACGCUUCGCUCGCACUUUGACGGCGUACGAUCACUUAUCUUUCAUCCAGAGGAGCCGGUGCUGAUCACCGCCUCCGAGGAUCAUACGCUUAAACUGUGGAACCUACAAAAGACGGUGCAGGCCAAAAAGUCGGCCAGCUUGGACGUAGAGCCGCUGUACACGUUCAGGGCCCACACUGGUCCAGUUCUGUGCCUGGGCAUGUCGUCCAGCGGUGAGACAUGCUAUUCUGGCGGCCUGGACGGCAACAUUGAAUGCUGGCAGUUGCCGUCACCGAACAUCGAUCCAUACGAUUGCUACGAUCCGAACGUGCAUUCCGGCACGCUCGAGGGGCAUACGGAUGCCGUAUGGGGCCUUACCACCAUGCAAAGCAACAUUGUGUCAUGCUCAGCAGACGGAACGGUUAAGCUGUGGUCGCCCUACAACAAGGAACCGCUGCUGCGCACAUACACAGCCUCCGAGGCAGAGGGUGCACCCUCCUCCGUUGACUUUGUUCGCAAUGAGGUGGACCACAUCGUGGUGGCCUACAACAGUGCUCACUGCAUCGUGUAUGAUACGGAGACGGGCAAGCAGGUGGUGCGUCUGGAGGCGGCGCAGGAGAUGUCUGGCAACACGGGGAAGUUCAUCAACAAGGUGGUGUCACACCCAACGCUCCCGAUUACGAUAACCGCGCACGAGGAUCGCCACAUCCGCUUCUGGGACAACACAUCCGGCACGCUAGUACACUCGAUGGUGGCGCAUUUAGAGCCGGUCACCUCGCUGGCCGUCGACGCACACGGUCUGUAUUUGCUAUCCGGCUCGCACGACUGCUCGAUACGGCUGUGGAACCUGGACAAUAAGACGUGCGUGCAGGAGAUCACAGCGCAUCGCAAGAAGUUUGACGAGAGCAUAUUCGAUGUGGCCUUCCAUGCCACAAAGCCGUACAUUGCUAGUGCCGGGGCCGAUGGCCUCGCCAAGGUGUUUGUCUAAGUAAGACCAUCAUCUCCCUGGCCGCGUCGGAUCGAACGAAUUCAGAAUUCGGAAUCCAGAGUGCAUAUUGCAGAUGCAGAAUCCACAGCCAGCAACUCACAGCUAAGCGAUUGCGAGUUCGAGUUAAAUAAUUAUACAUACAUUAUAAAUAUACUAUACAUUUAAAUCUAA